GUCACAUUCUGUAAGCAAACAGGAAACGCCACUGCGGCAGAAACUAUCUCUUUAGAGCUUCUCACAAAUGGUGGUGACUACAGUACUUCACUCAACCUUAGGUCUUUGUGCCGUCUCAUCUACAUCAAACCUACUACGACAACGGACCUUAGCCGUGCAGCAUCGUCUCACUUCGGUCAAAUCCGUAAUAUCUACGACUCUGCCUUCUAGUGGUAUUCGGCGGAGACAUAAGGAUAAGGAUGAAGAUGGAGCCACGGUGGCGGCGAAGGUGGUCAAGAACCCGUAUUCGGAAGUGGAGGCGGCGAGUCCUGAUUUGAGGAAGAGCUUGUCGGAUUUUUUGGAGGAAGCCAGAGAUUUCUUGGAUGAUGGAGGAGGUCCACCUCGGUGGUUCUCUCCGUUGGAGUGUGGCGCUCAAGCUCAAGGCUCUCCUCUCCUCCUCUUUUUACCUGGGAUCGAUGGGACUGGACUAGGGCUCAUUCGCCAUCACAAGAAACUUGGAGAGGUUUUUGAUAUAUGGUGCCUUCACAUUCCAGUCAGCGAUCGUACUCCUGCUAAAGAGCUGGUGAAGCUUAUUGAGAAGACUGUUAAGUCCGAGUACUCUCGGUUCCCAAAUAGACCAAUAUAUUUAGUUGGAGAAUCUAUUGGAGCAUGCUUUGCUUUAGAUGUUGCAGCCAGGAAUCCAAAUAUUGAUUUUUCUUUGAUCUUGGUUAAUCCAGCCACACAUGUAAACAACUUCAUAUCGCAACCUCUAUCAGGAAUUUUGAAUGUUUUACCAGAUGGUAUUCCAACACUCUUAGAAGAUAUCUUCGGUGUUCAGCAAGGCGAUCCGCUGACUGGAAUGUUGGACGCUUUGUCAAAUGAACUGUCCGUGCAGCGAAUGGGAGGAUUGGGUGGAGGAAUGCUAAGAGAUAUCCUUUCUAUUUCAACUAAUUUUCCUACGCUUAGUAGGAUGUUACCUAAGGACACAUUGUUAUGGAAGCUGGAAAUGCUUAAGUCUGCUAUUGCUUCAGUGAAUUCUCACAUUUACUCGGUCAGAGCGGAAACACUUAUACUUCUGAGUAAACGCGACCAAUGGUUGCUGAACGAGGAAGACAUUGACCGAUACUCGCGAACGUUGCCAAAAUGUAUAGUCCGCAAGCUUGAUGACAAUGGACAGUUUCCACUUUUGGAGGACGGUGUAGAUCUGGCUACGAUCAUCAAGUGUACUUGUUUUUAUCGUCGUGGGAAGUCUCAUGAUCACAUUAGGGAUUACAUUAUGCCUACCAUAUAUGAGUUAAAACAACAAAUAGACGAUCAUCGAUUGCUAAUGGAUGGUACUUCCCCUGUAAUGCUGUCAACUCUAGAAGACGGCACAAUUGUAAGGAGCUUCGAAGGAUUACCUUCAGAGGGACCUGUUCUGUACGUUGGCUAUCACAUGCUAUUAGGAUUUGAGUUAGCUCCAUUGGUACUUCAACUCAUGAAAGAGAGGAACAUCCACCUGCGGGGUUUGGCACAUCCGCUGAUAUUUAAGAAUCUCAAAGACUCGCUAGUCAACGCGAAGAUGUUAGACAAAUAUAAGAUAAUGGGUGCAGUUCCUGUCUCCAAUAUGAAUUUCUACAAACUACUGCGUGAAAAGGCUCAUGUGCUUUUGUAUCCUGGAGGUCUCCGUGAAGCUUUUCAUAGAAAGGGUGAAGAAUACAAGCUGUUUUGGCCAGAACGAUCCGAGUUUGUGAGAGUUGCAUCUAAAUUUGGAGCCAAAAUUGUUCCUUUUGGUGUUCUUGGAGAAGACGACAUCUGCGAACUUGUACUGGAUUCCAAUGAUCAAAGGAACAUGCCUUAUUUGAAGGAUCUAGUGGAAAAGGCAACAAAGGACUCUGGCAAUAUAAGGGAAGGCGACGAGACCGAAUUGGGAAACCAAGAUGUCUAUAUCCCAGGACUUGUACCUAAGAUUCCAGGGAGAUUCUACUAUUACUUUGGGAAACCAAUAGACUUAGCAGGUAAGGAGAAAGAGCUGAAAGACAAAGAAAAGGCACAAGAGCUUUACUUGCAAGUAAAGUCUGAGGUCGAACAAUGCAUUGCCUAUUUAAAAAGGAAAAGAGAGAGUGAUCCUUAUAGACACUUGUUGCCAAGGAUGUUGUAUCAAGCCUCACAUGGUUUGUCUUCUGAUAUCCCAACGUUUGAUCUCUAAAAUCUCCCUACUGUGGCUAUAUAUAUGUUGUACACAUCGAAUCAUAUGAUGUUCAGAGGUUCUACGAUCUUUACUUGUUCAUGGAAAACAUAAGGACAAGAUUAUUUAAUUGAAUGUCAUUUAUCAGAUUUCAAGUUGUAA
Messenger RNA from Capsella rubella, 2308 nucleotides. RefSeq names its product acyltransferase-like protein At3g26840, chloroplastic. The record is from RefSeq and is a predicted model, not a curated record. The transcript has 14 exons. Lineage: Eukaryota; Viridiplantae; Streptophyta; Magnoliopsida; Brassicales; Brassicaceae. Gene Ontology annotation, cellular component: membrane. The coding region runs from base 68 to 2167 and encodes 699 amino acids.